AAGGGCAUCUGAUUUUAAUUAACGCACUAAGUGAAGUGAAGAUUCAUGGAUGACUUGCGUUGGGCUCAUUCGAAGGUGGCUAAGUAACGAUCAAAGAACCGCCAAAUCCGUAGAAAUUCGACCGAGUGGGAUGCUGAAAGGAGCACAAGAGAGUCCGGAGUAUUUCGGAAUGUCAUUGGUGAAAGCUCGCGGAGCAGGGCAGGUCCAUUGCCGAAGAGACGAGAAGAAAUGAGAUCGGUGUUCGGUGAUUUUUUUACCCCGACCGAACCGGCAAAAAGAUAAGGCGGACACAAAGCCGUUCAAGACAUAAGUGAACCGUCAAGAUUUCGGUGGCCGCCUUUCGGAGUAAGUAGUUCACGAAGGAAAACAUUUCUCUUGAGAAAAGCAUCGAGGCUGGAGAUGAAUAAGAUUCUCGAUUGUGUUCUAAGCAUAUCUCACUUUUAUCACUUCAUUUUAUAUUUAUCGGAGAACUGUGAAGAUUUUUGCCAUGGAAUUUAAAGUAAACUUACGUUAUAGUAUAGUAAUAAAUGGUUAUAAGGUACCAUGGUAUCGUACACGUUGAAGGACUUUACAGCAAUUACGUUACUUUGCAAAACAGCAAUUACGCUACUUUGUGCAAUACCUCCUGAAAUACUUUUUCCAGAGUAUUUCAGCGGGUCUGCAUCCCAUUUGCUUUGAGCUGCGAAAACGCCUCAUUGAUAUGCCCGGCACGGUGCAUGUAACGUUUCGUAAUUCACUGUAAACUAUGGUGACGCGACGAUUUGACGUUCGGGAACGUUUUCGACAUAUUAAUGUCCUCUUUAAUCUUCCAACUACCGUAGACGUAGACUUGCCUGCGCCAUUUAUCAAGUACUCUUACAACUCCCGUUGCGCGACUUCUGUACUUGCAAAAACUGGUGAUGCAAAUGAGCCGAUAUAAAAUUUUAUAGAAGAAAAAAGAAAAAAAAAAACAGAAGAGAUUUAGUUCGAUCCACUUAUAUUAUUUCAUUUAAAUAUGCCAAUUAAAACAGCAAUUAUCACUUUGGUUUCAGCGAAGCAGUAAACAUGGAGUUUUUCGCCGCACGAGGCGACACGUCAACAGACUCUUAAAUAACGUCAAAUGGUACCUUUUCUCGGUGUCUCUAGGAUCUAAAGAGUGUCAAUAAAUCAGGAUUGUACCCUAUGACUAUUUUCGCUUACCGAAUAUUGCCGUUUUGAAUGAGAAUGGGACACGUGAAGAAUGCGCGCUCUUCGGUAGAUCUUUCGAAUGGCUGAAUAGAACGAACGCACGUUCGAAAGGACCGCGAGAUCAUCAAGGUUCCCUAAUUUCGGUCAUUCACGAGGUGACGAGUGAGCCUCAGAAGGUGCAGGAUUUCCAAGCAAGGCAGUCGUGUCGAAGAAUCGCCGAAGACCUCACGAGGAAUUGUCCGAGUAUCUCUUGACGGCGAAGAUAAGACGACAAAGGCAGAAUGUCAUUUAUGGUCGGAGGGUUGUUGCUGAUUCUCUGCCAAUGGCUCGAGAUAUCGGAUGGCUACAAUGUCCUUCUGGCGACAAUGGGAGGGACGAAGUCUCACACGGUUCCUUUCGUCGCCCUGGGAUCAUCCCUUAAGUCGAGGGGGCACAACGUCACCCUUCUAAGUGCCUUUCCUGGACCAGCAGCUAACAACGAUCUUCGAGAAUUGGUUCCUCCUGUUCUUGAGGCAUACGUUGGAAAUUAUACAUCCGAGUGGGAUCUCGUGGGCUCCCGUUUCCGAAACGAACUUCCGCUUUCACCUUGGGAUGCCAUGAGAUACGGAUGGGAGUCUUGUGAAACUCUCCUUCGAGACGAGACGUCACUGACGAAUGUUCGUCACCCCGAGGGUAACUCCGGAAGACAUUGGGAUGUAGCCAUUUUAGAUGGAGCGUAUGCCGAAUGUCUGUUGGGCAUUUUGCACGGAGAGAACGUCCCUACGAUCAUGCUGAAUACGGUGGCACUCUACAGCGGAUCCAUCUCUCGGCAGGGGAAUCCUUCUCCUUGGUCCAUUACACCCUAUUUCGGCAAAAGCCUAACUCAAGACAUGAAUUUCUUCGAAAGAGUCCUCAACGUGGCGUACCUGGCCACCUUGGAAGUCAUGCACUGGAUCAUGAUUACCGGCUACGUACAGCCUAUCCUGCGGAAAUAUCUAGGCUCCCAGGUCCCAGACGUGAGGGAAUUGGUAUCGGAGGUGCCGUUGACGUUGCAAAACAGCCACUACUCCGUGGCGGACACCAUGCCCUACAUGUCAAACGUUGUCAACGUGGCGUGUCUUCACUGCAGACCAGCUCUCCAACUGAGCUCCGACUUGGAAUUGUUCUUGGCACGAGGCUUUAUCUUCGUUUCCAUGGGCUCUUCGGUCAGAGCUUCCGGCAUGCCGGAAACUCUUCGGGAGACCUUCGUUGCCGCUUUCUCGACAUUGCCGUUCAACGUUGUCUGGAAGUGGGACGGUGGUUAUAUUAAGAAUUUACCUGGGAACGUGAGGACCGCUGGUUGGUGGCCCCAGCAGGAGCUUCUCGGCCAUCCGAAACUUCGAGCUUUCGUCUCCCAUGGAGGGUUGUUAUCUCUUCACGAGGCGGCUUAUCACGGGGCCCCGACUUUGGUGCUUCCCGUAUUUUGCGACCACGACGGAAAUGCGGCCCAAGCUGAAAAACAAGGAUACGCGAUGAUAAUGGACCUCGCCAGAAUAACAAUGACUGACUUACGCGAAGCGAUUCUGAGAAUAGCCGCCACACAGGACAAUCCUUACAAGGAAAAUGCCAUGAAGAGAAGAGCACUGCUAAGAGAUCUGCCAAUUGGACCUAAGGAUCUUGCCACGUGGUGGGUCGAACACGUGGCAAAAUACGGCGGAGCCAAUCACCUGAAGAGUUCUGCAAGGCACAUGGGUACACUGCAAUACUACUGCAUAGACGUUGGAGCCUUUUAUUUAAUGACUGUCAUCGCUCUGAUCUAUGGACUCAAAAAGUUAUCCCACCGGCCAACGACAGCGAUCAUGGACCUGAGGAAAAAAGUGAACUGA
Orussus abietinus is the source of this 3011-nucleotide messenger RNA. It is a transcript of the gene Ugt50B3, whose product is annotated as UDP-glucuronosyltransferase 2C1. The coding region runs from base 1449 to 3011 and encodes 520 amino acids. Lineage: Eukaryota; Metazoa; Arthropoda; Insecta; Hymenoptera; Orussidae. Gene Ontology annotation, molecular function: UDP-glycosyltransferase activity. The record is from RefSeq and is a predicted model, not a curated record. The transcript has 7 exons.